UAAUGAGCCCAUGGAAUUGAUACCUACUGAGAAUGAAGUGAAAUAUGAGAAAAAUUUCAGUAAGACAAGUUUUCCCACCAAAAUUCCUAGUUAUCCUGAGCUUUCAGUUGCAUCUAAUAUUCAAAAGACAAAGGAGGUUAUUUACCCUAAGUGUGGAUCAAAUGUGCAAGUUUUUGCAAAGGAGUCUAUUUUGGGCAGAAGGCAUACUAAUUUUCAAUCACAAACCAGGGGAGAUAGUGAAAAUCCACCUAACUGUUAUCAGUCAUUUAAUGUGCCUACUAAAACAAAUCCUAAUAAUUCUUUAAGAAUAUCUAAUGAAACCAAUUUUUGUAACUUAAAUAAGAAAGAUGCUUCAAAGCAGUGCUCUUUAUUUGAUGACUGGAAUGAUCCUAAACUUGCUAGUGAAGUUAUUGAAGCAUGUCAUGAAUUAGAAAAGUCUUGGAAUGCAGAUGAUGAUGAUGAUGAUUUGCUUUACCAAGCAUGUGACCAUGUAGAAAAGUUGACACAGCAACAAGACUUGGAAAAAGACAACCAAGGAUCUGAAAAUCAGCAAAAGGUCAAUUAUAAUUCCUAUUUGGGCAUGGAAACUAAUAAUAUAGUUACAUCUGGAAAAGAAUACCAUUUGCUGCAAUCUAAACAUUUGAAUAGAGGUGAUUUUUCUGCACAUGGAACAUCAGUGAAAGAAGUUGUAGAAACAGGCAAGUUAACAUGUAAAGAAGGUAAAAAUUACAGAAGUUCUGCAAAUUCUACAGAUACUAAAAAUCUGAGUAAAGACUAUCAGUACCCAAAUUAUCAGAACCAUAAUCAACAUGUUUCUUGGAAUAAUUCUAAGGUAGGAGUAGGGGUGAACAAGUCCUCAAUUCUUACAGGAAAUUUAAGUUUGGCAGUUAGUUCAGACCACAAAUAUACAGAUAUUGCUUCUUCAAGAAAUUUACACAAUCAGAUUCUUUCUCAUAGUACAGUGACAACUGAGACUCAUGUUAACAAAACAUCAAUUCCAACCCCCUCUGGUUACUCUUUCACAAAGAUUAAAAAUCCUCAGACUUUUCCUCAUCUUAGUCACAGUAGUAUAGCAUCAAGAAGCAUAUCUGACACCAAAAUUUUACAGCAUUCAGAGAAAAGCAAAACUCAGUUUGUAAAUUCUUUAUUUGGGGAGACUAUGCCAAAACAACUUUUGAAGAGACAGUUUUCUGAAUCCUGUGAACUACCUACAAAAGAGGAAGAAGAAAAAAAUAGAAAGUAUUCCCCAGAAGAAAUUCAAAGAAAAAGACAAGAAGCUCUGGUUCGAAGAAUGUCUAAAACACGGACAUCAUUUAUAAAUACAGCACAUACUUAAUUUAAUUUUCUGGAUGAAAAAUCAGUUUAAAAGAGAAGACUUGUUAAAGACUUGACAUCUAUCCUUGAUGGCCAAUAUUUUGUUUUUUGGUUUCUCUAUGAGAAAUUUGAUACUGACUUAUAAAGCAUAGACUUCUAUUUUAUUAUUUAAUGUUUACAAUUGUAAACGAACUUUUCUUCCCAAAUGUAUUCAUAUGGUAGUUAACAAAAGUUUUGCAAGGUCCAGAAGGUUGCAAGAUUUACAGUGUUUAUGUACAUUUUAAUUAUGUACUAUAACUUUAUUAGCAGAUUGUUAAUUUUAAAAAUGUGAUUGUGGAGAAUCAUCUCUGAGAGAGGUGAAAUUUAAGUUUCAUAAAACAAGUAGCCUUUUUUCCUGUUAUAGAACUUGGGUCUUAGCAAUAUGAUAAAGGUCUCAUUUUCUGAUUUUUUUUUUUUGGUUCAGUAUUUGAUUUGCUUAAUUUUUUAAAUUAAGUUCUCAAAUUUUUAUACAACUUGUAUUGGGGGGAGAUGAUAGAAAUAAAGGAAUUAAUUCCAUUGUAACUAAUUAAUAAAUAUUUUCCAUUUCAAACUUGAAAUACUUUUGAGUUUCAGUAUCUCUUAAAACAUUGUUCCACUUAUAAUUUAUUCCUUUAAGAAACUGACCAGUUCAGUAAACUGGUUUAAGAAAGUAAUUUUUUCAAAAUGAUAGCUAUCAGAGUAUUCUAGACAUCACUAUACAUAAAUAUUGCAAACAGAAUACAGAGAAACUUAUCUUUGUUUUGUUGAAGGGUUAUCUAAUCUCCAGAGCAGGCAUUCUUAACCUUUUUUGGUUAUGAGUGCAAUCUGAAUACUAUGAACCUCUUCUCAAAAGAACUUUUAAAAAUGCAUCAAAUAAAGAAUAGAGGAAAUCAAUUAUGUUGAAAUACUUAUCAUUCUCAGACAGGAAUAUCUGAAGAACCUCCAAUAAAGACUAAUCUAUCUGA
Messenger RNA from Antechinus flavipes (yellow-footed antechinus), 2297 nucleotides. RefSeq names its product ewing's tumor-associated antigen 1 homolog. Bases 11 to 1336 code for a protein of 441 amino acids. The transcript is spliced from 2 exons. NCBI's taxonomy places the organism in Eukaryota, Metazoa, Chordata, Mammalia, Dasyuromorphia, Dasyuridae. The record is from RefSeq and is a predicted model, not a curated record.